AUGAUAUAAUAGAAAAACUAUUUCAAAGAUGUAGAAGAAUUUAAAAACUCUUCAAUUUAAUCGAAUUAGGCUCUCCAUAUUGAACUGAGAUAUUAAAAAGGCAACAAAAAUUUUGGUGAUUUUGGCGCAUCAAUCUUAUGUUCUGGUUUAGCAAAUUGCACUAAUCUCUCAAAUCUUAUAAUUGAUAUUUGUUGGAAUUAAAUUGGUGCAAAAGGCGCAUCAGACUUAGCUUCUGGUUUAGGAAACUGCAUUAAUCUCUCAAAUUUGACGCUUAAUUUAAUCUACAAUUAAUUAGAUGAUGAAGGUUUAUCAUUCUUAGGUUCUGGUUUAGGAAAAUGUACUAAUCUCUCAAAUUUGGCACUUAAUCUUUCGAAUAAUUAAAUUGGUGCAAAAGGUGCAUAAAGCUUAGGUUCUGGUUUAGAAAAGUGUACUAAACUCACAAAUUUGACACUUUAUCUUGGUGGAAAUAAAAUUAGUGCAGAUGGUGCAUCAAAUUUAGGUUAUAGUUUAGGAAAGUGCAUCAAUCUCUACAAUUUGAAACUUGAAGUUGGCUAAAAUUAAAUUGGCUCAGAGGGUGCAUCAGGGUUAGGUUAUGGCUUAGGAAAGUGCACUAAUCUCUCGAAUUUGGCACUUUAUCUUUCCUACAAUUAAAUUAGCGCAGAAGGUGCAUUAGGCUUAAGUUCUGGCUUAGGAAAGUGCACUAAUCUCUCAAAUUUGACACUUUAUCUUAAGGAUAAUUAAAUUGGUGCAUAAGGCUUUAGUUCUAAUUUAGAAAAGUGCAUUAAUCUCUCAAAUAUGGAGCUUAAUCUUUAGGAUAGUUAAAUUGGUGCAGAAGGUGCAUCAGUCUUAGGUUCUGGUUUAGGAAAGUGCACUAAUCUCUCAAAUUUAACUCUUAAUCUUGGUUUUAAUUAAAUUUGUGCAGAAGGUGCAUCGAGAUUAUGUUCUGGUUUAAAAAACUGCACUAAUCUCUCUAAUUUGACACUUUGUAUUAAGUCUAAUUAAAUCAGUUAUUUUGGUGCAUCAUGUUUAAUUUCUUGUAUAGGUCAAUGUACUAAUCUCUCAAAUUUAUAUCUUGAUCUUUCUUGGAAUAAAAUUGGUACAGAAAAUACAUCAGAUUUAGGUUAUGGUUUAGAAAAUUGCACUAAUCUCUCAAAUUUGACACUUGAUCUUACCAAUAAUUAAAUUGGUGACGAAAGCGCAUCAAGUUUAGGGUACGGUAUAGGAAAGUGCACUAAUCUCUCAAAUUUGAUUAUUGUUCUUAAUAAAAAUUAUAUUGGUGCAGAAGCUGUAUCAAAAUUAAGUUCUGGAUUAGUAAAGUGCACUAAUCUCUCAAAUUUGACACUUUAUCUUUAGGAUACUUUAAUUGGUGAAUAAGGUGUAUCAAGCUUAGGUUUUGAUUUAGAAAAGUGCAUUAAUCUUUCAAUUUUGACACUUAAUCUUGUGAAUAGUAAAAUUGAUGAUGAGGCUGUAUCAAGCUUGGGUUUUGGUUUAGGAAAGUGCACUAAUCUCUCAAAUUUAAUUCUUAAUCUUGGUUGGAAUUAAAUUGGUCUAAAAGGUGUAUCAGGCUUAGGCUCUGGUUUAGGAAACUGCACUAAUCUCUCAAAUUUGACACUUUAACUUAAGAAAAAUUAAAUUAAUGAUGAAGGUGCAUCAAGCUUAAGUUUUAAUUUAGGAAAGUGCACUAAACUCUCAAAUUUGAUACUUGAUAUCAUGGAUAAUUAUAUUGGUGAUGAAGGUUCAUUAAGCUUAUGUUUUGGUUUAAGAAAAUGCACUAAUCUCUCAAAUUUGACUCUUUGUUUUGGAAUUACCUUUAGUCUCAAAAAAUAAAAAUAAUUCAAAGCAAAGUGUCAUAAAUCAAAAAGAUUGGUUGUCUUAAGAAUAAAUUCAUUUUAAUGA
Tetrahymena thermophila SB210 is the source of this 1896-nucleotide messenger RNA. Its product is annotated as kinase domain protein, putative. The record is from RefSeq and is a predicted model, not a curated record. Gene Ontology annotation, molecular function: small GTPase binding; GTPase activator activity. Gene Ontology annotation, cellular component: nucleus; perinuclear region of cytoplasm; cytosol. Lineage: Eukaryota; Ciliophora; Oligohymenophorea; Hymenostomatida; Tetrahymenidae. Gene Ontology annotation, biological process: activation of GTPase activity; nucleocytoplasmic transport. The transcript has 22 exons.